CCCAUAUUCCCCACAGCCCCUGAACGCGGCAGCAGCAGCAGUAGACUGGGUGAAGAUGGCGGACUGUAUACGUGUUCCUCUGCUCCUUCUUCUCCUCUGCAUCAUCUCCUCUUUGCAUCCAAUUCAAUGCCAAAACAACCCAGUACUCGUCAAGGUCCCCGCGAGCCCCGAGCUGAAUGCCCCUCUGCCCCCCGGGGUUCCAGUGGAGAGGCUCCCGGUACCGGAGAAGAUCCCCGAUGGAGAGGCCUCGCUGCCUCGAAAACGCUCCUCUACCGGCUGGAAACUGUCCGAAGAGGGGGUCUGCAAGGAGGAUUUGACCCGGUUAUGCCCCAAACACUCCUGGAACAACCUGGCCGUACUGGAGUGUCUCCAGGACAAGAAGGAGGAAACUGAGAUUGCAGCCGAAUGCAACCAUCUGCUGUGGAACUACAAGCUGAAUCUGACCACCGACCCAAAGUUUGAGUCUGUCGCUGUGGAGGUUUGCAAGACCACCAUCACUGAGAUUAAGGAGUGUGCAUCGGAGCAGCUGGGUAAAGGUUUCCUGGUUUCCUGUCUGGUGGAUCACCGUGGCAACAUCACAGACUACCAGUGCAACCAGUACAUCACCAAGAUGACCACCAUCGUGUUCAGCGACUACCGGCUCAUCUGCGGCUUCAUGGACAAAUGUCGAGAAGACAUCAACACUCUUCACUGCGGAAGCAUCAGCACUGGAGACAAGGACGUCCACUCUCAGGGCGAGGUGAUCGCUUGUCUGGAGAAAGGUUUGGUCCGGGAGGCGGAGGAGCAGCCGGGGGCUCAUCCAAUCAAAGAGGAGUGCAAGAAGUCCAUCAUGAGGGUCGCAGAACUCAGCUCCGACGACUUCCACCUCGACAGAUACCUGUACUUCUCCUGCCGAGAGGACCGCGAGCGCUUCUGUGAAAAGACGCUGGCCGGAGAGGGACGGGUUUACAAAUGUCUCUUUAAUCACACGUUUGAGGAGGCGAUGUCUGAGAAGUGCCGCGAGGCCCUCACCACCCGGCAGAAACUCAUCGCUCAGGACUACAAUGUGAGCUACUCGCUGGCCAAAGCCUGCAAAUCAGACCUGAGGAAAUACCACUGCAGCGCCGACAGCAACGUGCCGAGAGCCAGAGAGGCGAGGCUGAGCUACCUGCUGCUCUGCCUGGAGUCCGCCGUGCACAGAGGUGUGGGAUGCCAGCAGUGGGUCUUUGCUUCAGAAGCUUCCGGCAGAUCUCCCGGUUUUAGACAUUUCUCCGUUUUCUGUGAACGGCGAGCACUUCCUGGCGUCGCUCACCGAGAAGAUGCUGAAGCUCUACAGGUGGGAGUGAAGAGGAGGGACACACACACAGGACGCUGUGUGUGUGUGUGUGUGUAUGUGUGUGUGUGUGUGUGUGUGGAGAAAUCCAAUACUGCUUAAACUUUUAUCUGCGAAGGCGAGCAGAACAAUCUGAGGAGCGAUCGACCCGAGGGAAACUUUUUUUUUUUUUUUUAUAGCUUUUUCCACUUC
Gymnodraco acuticeps is the source of this 1504-nucleotide messenger RNA. RefSeq names its product Golgi apparatus protein 1-like. Gene Ontology annotation, molecular function: fibroblast growth factor binding. Gene Ontology annotation, cellular component: Golgi membrane. The record is from RefSeq and is a predicted model, not a curated record. NCBI's taxonomy places the organism in Eukaryota, Metazoa, Chordata, Actinopteri, Perciformes, Bathydraconidae.